Messenger RNA from Echinostoma caproni, 234 nucleotides. The record is from the annotation of a GenBank genome assembly. Lineage: Eukaryota; Metazoa; Platyhelminthes; Trematoda; Plagiorchiida; Echinostomatidae.
AUGGCUGUUUACAUCGCGGAGCUGGCGACCCGGUUCCGUGUAUCGAAGCAAGCUGGCGGUUUCCGCAUCACAAUGACAGGAGUUAAGACAGUGGCUGCUCCUGUGUCCGCUCAUCCGCAAAUGGUUGCGGUUCCGACGCAAGAUCCAGGAUACAAUCAAGGCGAGGCUCGUAUCGCCUUCGGUGGUGCAUAUGCACCUGGUGAACAUGCGGAUGAAGGAUAUGUGAUGCCAUGA